This is a messenger RNA of Phaedon cochleariae (mustard beetle), 3200 nucleotides long. The record is from the annotation of a GenBank genome assembly. Lineage: Eukaryota; Metazoa; Arthropoda; Insecta; Coleoptera; Chrysomelidae.
AUGGCUGAACUGGCAGAAGAGUUAUUAGUCGUCUUAAAUCGCAGUGAAAGUUCUGGAUUUGGUUUUUCCCUGCUUGGGGAACCUGGAUUACCGCCGAUCAUCUAUAAUAUCUUGGAGAAUUCGCCAGCAGCAGAAAGUGGAGAGGUAGAAGUUGGAGAUGUUAUUUUAAACGUGAACGAAACUGAAGUCAUUAGGUUUAGUACAAAAGAAGUUUUAAAAUGUCUCCGGUUAUCUGCAGAUCCUGUCACAUUGAAAAUUAAAAGGGACCCAAAAAUAAAGGCAACGGUCUGCAAACAUCUACGGUCUGUUUCUGGCGGCAGCGACAGUGACACUAUUCCUGGAGUACAUUCUACAUUCAAAUCCCUCUCUGGAAGACCAGAACCUGGUAUCCACAAGAUGCACCGAUCGGCAUAUUCUCCUAUCUCCACCAAUGGCAGCUGUGGCGAAAUUGAACCGCUUCUGAGUCAACAUACUGAAAUGCAAGCCACAGAGGAGAAUGAGAGGUUGCAGUGGCAUCCAUUAGCAGCAGAAGAUAAAUCAAAGAGUCAGCCAAAAUUCGAAGCAUACAUGAUGACAGGAGAACACAUAUUGAAUAUUUCUCGUGUGCCUCAGCCUAUCGUUCCGAAACAACAAAAAAAGAUGGACAACCUACGGUAUCACAACAGUCAUGCACACCAUUUGCGACAUCAGCAACACAACUCAGUGCCAAACAGCCCCAACGAAACAGACCUUGGUCACCGAAUGGGUGGCAAAUCGGGCCCCAACUCGGUCACUACUUCUCCUGUCAGUGCCAACAAGCGAGACCAGCACCAGCAUCCGCCUUCUGAUCCAUACAAUUAUGUCAGGACCAGUCGAUCUGAGGACCAACUUCAAGGGCAAAACGAACUGUGUAACGUCAGCGUGGCCAACUCGGAAGCGGACGAGGACGUCACUAACUCUCUCAACACGCUGCUGGACACGCGUCCCGAUUCGGUGGGCACGGCCAGCGACAGCGACCGCAUCGUGUGGACGUACAACGCGCCCAUCUCCGAGCACCACAAGUUCGGCAGCGGCAACGCGUCUCCCAUCUCUUCCAGUCCCCCGCAUUCCGGCUCGCCGGCCUCCCCCACCACGUCGGUGUCUUCCUCCGUCAUGUCGAGCCAAUCGGGAUCGAGGCGGUUGCCGUUCACCGCUACCAAUGGGCACUUCGGACAGCAUACGGACUUCAGUGUUUCGGAGGCUGUCUCUAAUAUCUCCAGCCCCGACUAUCAUGACGACGAUAUUAUCGGGAUCAAAGACUGUGUUAUGGAAAUUAGUGAUCAUAGUGAUAGUGAUAGUACUUUAUUGGUGUCAGAGCCAAGGCAACGACAUGUGAGAGUUCACGGAAGUUUGACGUCAGCUAAUAAUGCUGCCGAUAAUAGUGAACAUCGUAUUGUGAUACAAGUAAAAGGACCUGAGAAGGAUAGAUCGAGGCACAGUGAGAGCGCUUCAACACUCAGAUGUGAAAUGUAUGGAUACAAGGGCUCAUCAGAUGGAGCUUUCGAAUCUGAUCAAGAAGAAGAAAUGGGAAACCCAGACACUACAAAUAAAUCAUCACCUUUGUCUUCUGAAGAUGAAAGUGAUAUAGAAAGUCUACACAGCUUCCAUUAUUCACCAAAAGCAGUCGAUAUGCCUUCUGCUAUUAGACUGGCCAAGAGGUUGUUUGGUCUUGAAGGAUUUAAGAAAUCGGACGUAUCGCGACACCUAAGUAAAAAUAAUGACUUUAGUAGAGCAGUAGCAGAGGAAUACUUAAAGUAUUUCAACUUUGAAAAAGACACUUUAGAUAUUGCAUUGCGAAAAUUCCUCAAGCAGUUCUCUCUUACUGGCGAAACUCAAGAAAGAGAGAGAGUUUUAGUACAUUUUUCCAAGAGAUUUUUAGACUGUAAUCCGGGUACAUUCAAUUCUCAAGAUGCUGUACACACAUUAACAUGUGCCAUCAUGUUGCUCAACACUGAUUUGCAUGGACAGAAUGUUGGAAGAAAGAUGACUUGCAAUGAGUUCAUUGAAAACCUAGCUGGAUUGAAUGAAUGUGAAAAUUUCCCACGAGACAUUCUCAAACAGCUAUAUCAUGCUAUCAAAAAUUAUCCUUUGGAAUGGACAUGGGAUGAGGAACCUGAAGAUGCUCAGUCACAACUGAAGAACAGUGAACCAAUCAGUUUAGGAGGGAAUCCAUUCUUGGAAGUGCCUGAUGCAAAUAAUGCAAUAGAAUAUAAGAAAGGUUAUGUUAUGAGGAAAUGCUGUUAUGAGACUAAUGCAAAGCGAACACCAUUUCACAAGCGUAGCUGGAAGAUGUACUAUUGCACGCUGCGCGAUCUGAUCCUGUACCUGCACAAGGACGAGAACGGAUUCAAAAAGAACCAAAUGGGGGACAACCUUCACAAUGCCAUCAGAAUACAUCACGCACUCGCCACCAAAGCCUCGGACUAUACUAAAAAACAGUAUGUCUUCAGGUUGCAGACCGCCGAUCAAGCGGAAUACUUGUUUCAAACUAGUGAUUCGAAGGAGUUACAAUCUUGGAUUGAUACCAUCAAUUUUGUGUGUGCCAGUUUUUCGGCGCCACCCCUCGAAGCAGCUGUUGGAUCUUCAAAAAAAUUCCAGAGGCCUUUGUUACCAUGCAGUCAUACUAAAUUGAACUUGAGAGAGCAACUGGCUGAUCAUGAGGAGAGAGUAAUGAGACUGGGAGCUAUGAUGGAAGAACAUCGAAAAACGCCUCCUGAGAAGGGAUCAAAAUCACAAGUUCUUCAAAACUACAAAGAAAAAGAAGCAUACUUGAAUCAUGAGGUGAGUAGGUACAAAACCUAUGCUCUGAUGCUUCGUUCCAAAUUGAUGCAUUAUCCCGAGAUGACCGUGAGCCUGGCGGAACACAGCAUCGGAGAGGUGGAUGAGGCCUCGUGCGGAGUUACCUUGAUGGACAACUCCGACGGAAUUGUGCCGCCUCCGAUUCCCGACAGACCGUCACCUAUAGUCAACAGGCAGGCGAUUUACAGUCGGAACACCCAAAACGGCGAAGUCGACACAGGUUGAUGGGCGAUGAAGGUAUGUUCGGCGUGUUUGCUUUGAUUCGCCCUAUUCGGUUGGUUCCUCAUCCUCGGACUGCGGUAUGGAUUCUUUUUCGUUUCGGGAGAAGCUUUAGUGACGAUGAUGUACACAAAAUAUUUAUAAUGUCAAAUUCAUUAUUGUGA